Messenger RNA from Wyeomyia smithii (pitcher-plant mosquito), 1608 nucleotides. RefSeq names its product venom serine protease-like. The transcript has 3 exons. The coding region runs from base 102 to 1280 and encodes 392 amino acids. Gene Ontology annotation, biological process: proteolysis. The record is from RefSeq and is a predicted model, not a curated record. Lineage: Eukaryota; Metazoa; Arthropoda; Insecta; Diptera; Culicidae. Gene Ontology annotation, molecular function: serine-type endopeptidase activity.
UCACGAAACUGCCCACAUACAUAGUAUCAGGAUCAUUUCAAUAAAGAUCCAAUAAAAAUUCGCCAAUCGAUAAAUGUCCAUGGUCGACAGAACUUGUGAAAAUGUGGUUUCUCGUUCUAAGUUCUCUACUCGCGCUUUGUAGUGCACAAUCCUAUAGCGGCUGUGGUUACACCUACAGUUAUACUUCGAACUUCGUCGGAUACGUCCAAUCGCCGAAUUGGCCCAACUAUUACAAGGCUGGUACGAACUGCCGAUUCACCAUCACGGCCCCCGCACGGCACUAUCUUUACGCUCAGUGCUACGACAUGUAUCUGCCUUCCAGCUACGGCUGCUACUACGACAAAGUCCUGGUCUCCCCCAGUGGAGGCAGCACGUUAGCCGAUGCACAGGUCCGAUGCGGCACGACACCGUUCAACAUUGCUUCCACCGGCAAUAAGAUAGUGAUUGCACUGCAAACUUCAACGUCAUCGACGGGCGGACGCUUCCGGUGCCAGAUUACUGCCGUUCCGGUGAAAUGUGAUUGUGGAACACGAUUGACGCCUUUAAUUGUAGGUGGCGAAUCAACGCAACCCAACGAGUACCCUAUGGCAGCAGCUAUUAUCGAAGUUUCAUCAAAAUCUCUAGUAUGCGGUGCAACCAUAAUUACCGACCGACACGCCUUGACAGCAGCCCACUGCAUCUCCGGACGUUCGAUCUCCAAUACCGCACUGUUGGUGGGUGACCAUAACAUAAAGACCGGAACUGACACCGCCUACGCCAAACUGAUGCUGAUUUCAACUUUCACCAUCAAUACGGCCUACAAUGCCCAAGCCAAAACCAACGAUAUCGCACUGGUUCGAACAACCGAUCAGAUUGUCUUCAACGCUGGCGUUAACCGAGCCUGUCUGCCGUAUAUUUACUCGACGUCAACCUUCAAUGGCGUCUACCUGACUACCCUCGGUUGGGGUACGCUGGACUUCGGAGGUGCCAUGGCGACUGAUUUGCAAAAAGUAGCGCUUCAGGUCACACCUCUGGCAGACUGUCGGUCAAAACUCUCUGGAAUGAACACAGUUCAGGAUAGCCAAAUCUGUACCUAUACCGCAGGUAAGGAUAGCUGUCAGUACGAUUCGGGUGGUCCGAUGCUGUACGUGGACGCAACUGGAGGCAAAGCGUACGCUGUUGGAGUGAUCAACUACGGAAUCACGUGCGCCUCGAAAUAUCCUAGCGUAAGCGCCCGCGUUACCUCCUACUUGAGCUGGAUCGAAACCAACACUGCCUUCAGCUUCUGCGAAAAACCGUAGCGCAAAUGUAUCACGUGCGGAUUUGAAGCAGAAAAAUAAAACAGAUUCGAAAUUAAAAGCGGUUUUUAAAAAUAAUUACUAGUGAAAGGCUCUCAUUAGGAAUUCCGUUCGCACAGUUGAAACAUCGGCAACCGUCGUCGGUGGCAGCAGUGCGAUAAGAAAUGAAUUACAUGCCUUGGGUUGUCCGGUAGUAUGCAUUCCAUGUGCUUGGCAUUUCUACUGUUCUGCUGUAUCGCAGCAACUAGUCGUGAUACGGAUAGCAUGGGGGCUAUUCUCUGUUUGUUUUCGCUUGCUUAUCAAUUUGGAUGCAGCACGAUACUGGUUUGGA